CGACAAACUGCUUCAAUGAAAUGGUACACACUGUACUGUAUACAGUCUAUAAAGACAUGCGUGAGCAAACGAGAAAACGUUUACGUUAUCCGGAAGGUCAGCUGUUGCCCUUAGGCCUACUAGUAGUGAGUCAUCAUUCGGCUGCCUGUCAUUCGACUAAGCAUUAGUAGUCCUACUGCGCAUGAACUCAUCGUCAGGUAUAACAGUAUCCGUCUUUGAUGUUGGAAUUAAAUCAGAACACUGUCUAACUAACGUCGUCGUUCGUCAUGUCUGGCCAAGUGUCGGUAGCUCGUCGUGUAGAAGACUUUGCUGUAGCUCAUCAGCAACGCGAAGGAGGAGGGAUUUUAGUCCGGCGACCGAUUGGAGGACGUAUUCGCAACUGUGACCCUUUCCUGUUGAUGGAUCACAUGGGACCGGUGGAAUACGGGCCGGGAGAAGCUGUGGGGGCACCGGAUCAUCCUCAUCGAGGAUUUGAGACGGUUUCGUAUGUUAUUGAUGGCAAUACGAAACACCAAGAUAGCGCAGGCAAUUCGGGCGUGUUGAGUCCAGGUUGGGUGCAAUGGAUGACCGCUGGAUCUGGUGUGGUGCAUAGUGAAAUGCCCAGUGAUGAGUUACUGGAGAAAGGGGGUCGCAUGGAGGCAUUUCAAUUGUGGGUCAAUCUACCAAAGAAGGAUAAGAUGAUCAAACCUCGUUAUCAGGAUACUCCACCAGAGAGAAUUCCAAUUGCUACGACGAGUGAUGGGAAAGUGACUGUUAAAGUAAUCGCAGGCGAAGCCCUUGGAACAAAUGCUACAAUCGAGACUCGAACACCAAUUCUUUACCUUGACAUGCAUCUUUCACCAGGCGCCUCUUUUACUCAGCCUAUCCCUGACAGCUACAAUGGGUUUGCAUAUGUGUGGCGAGGAUCUGGUUUCCUUGGGGCAGAGAAAAGGCCUGCCAAGAUGGGUGAAGUGGGAACAAUGGGAGAAGGUAGCUCGUUUACUGUAUCGGCUGGUCCUGAUGAAGAAUUACGAGUACUCUUACUGGCUGGAGAGCCAAUAAAGGAGCCAGUAGUGCAGCAUGGUCCAUUUGUAAUGAACACGUGGGAGGAAAUACAGCAGGCAUUCAAGGAUUACCAAAAUGGAAAGCUUGGAGAGAUCAGAGGGUCCAGUGAAAGAUACGAGAAAACAAAGAAUGCAAGAGAGGCCCAGAAAGCAAGUGGUAAGUGGAAUGAUGACUUUUGAUUUAUAACUACAGUCAGACAACGUUGUAGUUAGGUUAGCAUCUUAUGUUUAUUUGUAUUGGAACAGAAUAUUCAAGAGUACAGUACUGUACUAUCGCUUAGAUGAUUACAACGUAUUGAUACUAAGAAUAAAGGAGUCAACUUGUAAGCACGUACUGCA
Messenger RNA from Corticium candelabrum, 1382 nucleotides. RefSeq lists its product as uncharacterized. Lineage: Eukaryota; Metazoa; Porifera; Homoscleromorpha; Homosclerophorida; Plakinidae. The transcript has a single exon. The record is from RefSeq and is a predicted model, not a curated record. Bases 267 to 1223 code for a protein of 318 amino acids.